Molecule: messenger RNA, 1014 nt
Organism: Zootoca vivipara (common lizard)
Lineage: Eukaryota; Metazoa; Chordata; Lepidosauria; Squamata; Lacertidae
Gene: RAB6B
Product: RAB6B, member RAS oncogene family
Molecular function (GO): GTPase activity; GTP binding
Source: RefSeq, a predicted model, not a curated record
GAGUAGCCGGGAAAGGGACAGAGCGCAGGCGCCGCCGCGGACUGGAGAGGCGAGGCAGGGCGAGAGCCGAUAGGGGCAGAGCUGGCUCCGGCAUCUCCAGCAGCAGCAGCAGCGCCGCUUCUCCGCCGUGGACGCGCGCCCUUGCCCGGCCACCGACCGCAGGCUGCGCCCCGCUCGGGCAGCCCCCCCCCCCUCUGCAGAGCGCCGAGAUCACAGCCUGCCAGACGGGCCAAGGCGACCGGUCGCCCCGAGCCGACGCAGCCGCGCCCGCUUGCCCCCCGCCUCCGUCCUGCCCUCUCCCCGGAGCCAGGCACCAUGUCCGCGGGAGGAGACUUCGGCAACCCGCUGAGGAAAUUCAAGCUGGUCUUCCUCGGGGAGCAAAGCGUUGGGAAGACAUCGCUGAUCACAAGGUUUAUGUAUGACAGCUUUGACAACACAUACCAGGCUACAAUUGGAAUUGACUUCUUAUCUAAAACCAUGUACUUGGAAGACCGGACAGUGCGGUUGCAGCUCUGGGACACGGCCGGCCAGGAGAGAUUCCGAAGCUUGAUCCCCAGUUACAUUCGAGACUCAACAGUAGCCGUGGUGGUCUAUGACAUCACAAAUCUCAACUCCUUCCAGCAGACAUCCAAAUGGAUUGAUGAUGUCAGAACAGAAAGAGGAAGUGAUGUCAUCAUCAUGUUAGUGGGCAACAAAACAGACCUUGCCGAUAAGAGGCAGAUAACAAUUGAAGAAGGGGAACAGAGAGCUAAAGAACUGAAUGUCAUGUUUAUUGAGACAAGUGCGAAGACAGGAUACAAUGUAAAACAGCUCUUCCGACGCGUCGCCUCUGCUCUGCCAGGCAUGGAGAGUGUCCAAGAGAAGAGCAAAGAAGGGAUGAUUGACAUUAAAUUGGACAAACCACAGGAACCACCACCCAGUGAAGGCGGGUGCUCUUGUUAAUGCAAAGCGCAGGAUUCGUCAGCUCCAUUUGACACCACACGCUUGUUGUGUUGCUUCCUAUUGGUUAGCUUC